AUGGCCGACACGGAAGACACAGCAUGCGCCCGAGUCUUUGCAAUACCCGAAUUGCUGGAACACAUUCUGUUCGGGCUGCCGCCGAAAGCGCUCCUCAUCACACAACGCACCUGUCAGGCCUUCCGAUCAUCCGUCACCAGCUCUCCAGCACUCAAGCGGUACACAGACCUCAACCCCCUCGUGGUACAAGUCAGCAAGGCAUACAUCUACUACACUCCGCGCAACCGGAUGAAGAUCAAAGGAGCUUCGCAACUUAACUUCACACUAGAUCUGCACAACUCCCUCACCUCAGCUUUCCUCAUCUAUCCUCCAAUCCUGUCUAGCGAGCUCACGCGCACAAUUGAGACCGAGACCGCUUCAUACCUCGACCUGUACCUCCAAAGCGACCCUUGCGACACCGAGUACAAACCUCAUUCUACGACCACGCAACCCAAUGGCCGACUCAUCCAUCAUGGCAUCCACACAGGUGGUUUCGAUCCCAGAACUCCUCGAACAGAUCCUGCUACAGUACACUUCCCGCCUCGAGAUCUUCUGCUGGCGCAGCGAGUCCACCCAGCAUUCAUCGCAUGCAUCGCCAACUCGCCAGUACUACCUCGCCGCCUCUUCCGCCAGUUUCCCCAUGGCUAUCCAGAUCGCGGCAACAUCGCACAUCCGGACAACUACAGCCCUGACCUGCUUCACGACUGUGGCCUUCACUAUGGCUUAGAGGUCUAUGGCUGCUUAGGUGAACGCUCCGGAAUUAAGUUUCACCUCCAAGACCCCUACAACAGCUGCAGCCCAUGUGCGGAAGUCGACCUUCUCUCCAUCGCGACAAUCCGUCCUCCGAGAGAUCUCACAAGCCAUGGCGCAGCAUCAUAUCUCGCCAUACAUCUUCAACAGAACCCUGUCACAGUCAAACUCACCAUCUUCACAACACCCCUAACGCCAGAAGACUGGGGCAUCUGCAUGAGCUUGGAGAAGGCGGCAGAGGCUCUAGAGAGAGACAGAGACUACGAGAACAAGUGGUAUCUCGACGAGGACGACAUGAGGAUAUGGGGUUAUCCGCCGCCGAAGGACGAGUACGAGAUGACAGACCAUUUCACCAAGGAGCAGCUAGAAAGCAUGGUCGAUGAGGUGGACAUUGAUGUAUUUGAUUGUACGCACUAUAAGCCCGGAGAGACCAAGAGUCAAGAUGUGUAA
Fulvia fulva is the source of this 1179-nucleotide messenger RNA. RefSeq lists its product as uncharacterized. NCBI's taxonomy places the organism in Eukaryota, Fungi, Ascomycota, Dothideomycetes, Mycosphaerellales, Mycosphaerellaceae. The coding region runs from base 1 to 1179 and encodes 392 amino acids. The transcript has 4 exons. The record is from RefSeq and is a predicted model, not a curated record. Gene Ontology annotation, molecular function: protein binding.